Messenger RNA from Paramecium pentaurelia, 476 nucleotides. The record is from the annotation of a GenBank genome assembly. Lineage: Eukaryota; Ciliophora; Oligohymenophorea; Peniculida; Parameciidae.
AAUGGUCAGAUUUAAGAAUCGAUACUUUAUAUGUGAAUAUAUCUAAGAGUAUUAAGAGAAAGAAUUUUCAGAGAGAGAUCUAUUAAUUGAAAUUAGAGAUUAAGUUUAAUAUCAUUAUGGUGAUUUUGGAUCUGCAAAAAUAUAAUUUUCCUUUUAAAGUAUAUUUUUUAAAUAUAUUUUAAUAGUAAAAUACUUAAAUACUAUUUCAAGAUUGUUUAUAUUGAGAGUGGCUAGAGAUUAUAAAAAUAUAAUAUGGUCAACUCUCAUAUUUAUGAAUAUGUUUAAAGGAGUCCCAAUCAAAAUUAGAAUUUUAGGUUGUUCAGGUACAAUAAAAAAAUGUGAAAUCAAAGCCAGAAGAUUACUCACAAAAUGGGUUCAUAAAAUAUUAAAAUGUGAUAUACCCAAACCUUUGAGAUCUACUAUUAUUAGGGAUUAUUAAUAAACUUAAGAAAUACUACCUUAAUUAACCUAAUGAA